UAUGUAAAUUUUCAAAUAGCAUAGCUUUCCAGACUGAUGUUAAUACUUGGUUCUGGUCAGAAAAUCUCAUCUUGAUUUUGUCAUCUUUCUUCUUUUGUGCUGGCAAGAGCUGACAGCUAUUUAAAUGAGAAUUAAAAAUAGGAUCCUGUGAAGUACAUGUUCCUUUUCUUUCCUGCCAGGAUAUAACUGACCACAGAACUGGGGUAUCUCUCUUUCUCUCUCGCUUGAAAAAAAUUACCACAAGCUAUGCUAUCAAAUAUGGAUAAAAGCCAGUGAUGAAAAAUAUAACUAAGAGAUAUGCCAGUGGUCCAAAUACUUUCACUACCCUAAUAGAACAUAUGUUUUUUUCUUAUUCUUGAAAGAUUUUGAAGGCUAAAAUGCCACUAGUUUAUGUAAAACUGGUGGUGUUUUCACAUAACAAUGAAAUGCCAUCAUUGUAAUCUGUGAUUAAUCCACAUUGUGAGUUGGCUUUGGCUGCUGGGCCCUUUCUGUAUUAUUAUCACAAAUGGAAGAACCUCAGCUUAUGGAAAGUGGGAGCUGGGAUGGUGGAGAAAAAGGGUAAUUGUAUGACAGACAGGGGAUUGUGUGAAAAAGCCUUUUGGCUGGGGGAAGAUAGAUUCUUAUUUAUCACUGGAACUGACUAGAGCAAGCCUAGCUUGGGAUUGGAGCUGGGAAUGGGCUCUAAAGCAUACUCUUACUAAAGAUUUGACAUGUGGUUGGUUCAUUUGUUUGCUCCUUCAUCAGAUAUUCAUUGAGUUUUAUAAUGUGUUUUAUAAUGAAGUCUACAUGACAUCCAUUGUGUCACCUCAGAGCUGCUGGUCAUGCUGAACUAAUAAUAUAUCAGGAAAGUAGAAGUCAUGUGGGGGUAGCUUGUCAAAUUCAGAAGGAGGCCAUGUAUGCUCCAUUAGUUCUAUAACAUUCCAGAAUUCAUUCAUUCAGCAAACAUUCAUUGACACUUGCUAAGGGCCCAGUGCUGUUUUAAAACAGCUCUGCAGAGAUGAACCUGACACAGCAACUGACAACUAGAGUUCCCAGUUUGGGGAGUGAGGAAGGAGGUAGAAGAGACCAUUAAGAUGUCAAGCAGAGGCAGAGCCUGGGAGCGCUGAGGAGGGAGCAUUAAGCCAGGCAAGAAGAGUCAUGAGGCUUCCAAAGGAAGUGACCACUGAGCUGACUGUCAAGAAAUUGAGAGAGUGGUAGCCAAUGAAGGAGAAGGGACUUUCAGACUUUAUUCAUUUUGGUGCUCUCUCUUUUGGGAGUCCAUGGCUAACCGUAGCUAACAGAUAUUAGUCACCCUUUUAUUUAAACUUCUCUGACAAUGAGGUUUGACUGAUUUCUUUCUGUAAGUAGUUUUCAGCAAAUCUCCAACCCAGGAAAUUCUUCCCUAUAUUGAACUUAUGUCUGCCCUCUCCUGAGAAUUCAAAUUCUCUCCUGGCAUUCUGACUUUUGUGGAAACCAUGAGUUGGGAGUUGAUGAGGAAGUUGGAAGGUUUGUGAAUUUAUUUCAUGUUGCUUCUGGAGUCCAAAUGCUCAGCACUGGCAUGGAGGAACUUACUGGUAAGCAGGUACUAUGCAGUUUCCUUCCAUUGUUAAUUUUUUUGGUUAUUUCUCUUCUGAGAUAUGUGUCUACAAAGCAAUCAUAUUAGCCAGUAGGUGGAGUACUUUAUUAGAAAUAGCAUGCUUUAGUAGUAUGUGUCAAAUUGUAGAGGAAAACAAAGUUUCAUAAUUAUGAAAAAUGUUUAGAGUAUUUUUGUAUUUAUAGCUUUCUCUAUGAGAUCCUAGAAGGGAAUGAAUAAUCUUUUUUGGGAGGGGGAUGAAUAAUCUUGAUGAGAUUCUGGGCAGUUAAUUUACUUUUACUGGGACUUUUUGUGGAAUGAGGCACCAUGUGUCUGGAUACUGCCAGUCAGAAUUUAAAAUUGUUUUAUAAAACAGCUGUCCAAGUCACUUGCAUGCCUCUCUUGAAAGCUACACUUUCUGGCAAUCUGUAUCUCUAACAAAGCUGUAACUGCUCUGUGCUUAUUCAUGAUGGGUCUAAGCUCUCUGUGGGUAUUUAAAGAUAUGUGUAUAAUUUGAUUUUUUCCUUAGCUAAAGUAAAAGCCCAGGUAGUGGGGUGUUGAGAAAACACUGCACACAGAUUAUAAGUGUCACAUAUGAGCUUUCUAUUAUAACCAAGCGACUGACACAUUAGACACCCCUUUGCCAUCAGUUUACAUUCUCUGAGAACUUAGGUCAGUGCCUUAAAAUAACCCUGCUAAUUGUGAGGGGCACAUGUGGAAUGAAAUUCCAGUUAGCAGUCCGGGAGCCGAGUGACUGAGGAUUUGAAACCUUACUAUAGUUACAGUUCACAACAAGCCUCUAGGCAGUUAGGCCCUCAGGUAUGGAAAGAAAGUCUUAUGUUGUGUUUUAGGUUCUCUGUUUGUAAAACUGGUUAACUAACCUGUGACAGCUGGUUAAAAACCAAAUCGACUUGAGUUACAAGAUCUGAACUUUCUCUGCUCUGCUUGCAACCUCUUGGUUGGUGGUGGAGUAACUGACAGAAACGAAUGGCUUGGUUGAGGGACAUGAAAUUGCAGCAGCCUGUUUAGGACCCCACUACGUUUUGGAACUCUUCGUGCUGUGCAGUUCAGGACAUUUGUGAAGAUAUUUCUGAUCAUGUUGAACAAAUCCAUGCCCUUCUCGAAACGGAAUUCUCCUUAAAGCUGCUGUCUUACUCUGUCAAUGUGAUAGUGGACAUUCACGCAGUGCAGCUCCUUUGGCACCAGCUCCGAGUCUCAGUGCUGGUUCUGCGGGAGCGCAUUCUGCAAGGUCUGCAGGACGCCAAUGGCAACUACACCAGACAGACGGACAUUCUGCAGGCUUUUUCCGAAGAGACAAAGGAGGGCCGGCUUGAUUCUCUAACAGAAGUGGAUGACUCAGGACAGUUAACUAUCAAAUGUUCUCAAAAUUACUUGUCUUUGGAUUGUGGCAUUACUGCAUUCGAACUGUCUGACUAUAGUCCAAGUGAGGAUUUGCUCAGUGGCCUGGGUGACAUCACCUCUAGCCAGGUCAAAACCAAACCCUUUGACUCUUGGAGCUACAGUGAGAUGGAAAAGGAGUUUCCUGAGCUUAUCAGAAGUGUUGGGUUACUUACAGUGGCUGCUGACCCCAUCCCUUCCAACUGCAGUGAAGCAAUUAGUGAAGAGGCAUCCCAAGUAUCUCUUUCAGCAGAUGACAAAGGGGGGUGUGAGGAAAACAGUACUUCUGCAGUUGAAGAGCAAGCAGGCAUAACACCGGAGAUGUCAUCUUCAGGGGAAGCUCUGACAAAUGCUGUUCAACCCUCCUCUGAGACUGUGAAGCAAGAACCCAAUUCCUCUUCCCAUCUUGGUGCAAAGAACCAACAGCCUCUUCCUUGUGAAAAUGCAACCCCCAAGCGAUCCAUCAGAGAUUGCUUUAAUUAUAAUGAGGACUCUCCCACACAGCCCACAUUGCCAAAGAGAGGGCUUUUUCUUAAAGAGGAAACUUUUAAGAAUGAUGUGAAAAGCAGCGAUGGAAGGAAGCAGUUGGUUGAUCUGAAGCCUGAGAUGAGCAGAAGCACUCCUUCACUGGUGGAUCCUCCUGACAGAUCCAGGCUUUGCCUGGUGUUACAGUCUUCCUACCCCAACAGCCCUUCUGCUGCCAGCCAGUCUUAUGAGUGUUUGCAUAAGGUGGGGGAUGGGAACCUUGAAAAUACAGUGAGAAUUCACAUUAAAGACAUCUCUUCGAGCCUGGGAAGGCUUAACGACUGCCAUAAAGAGAAACCUCAACUUAAAAAGCCACAGAAAAUCUCAGAAGAGGUGCCUCCAUGCCGAACACCUAAACGGGGAACAGGUUCAGGCAAGCAAGCUGAAAACACAAGGAGCUCAGUAGUGCCAAAUGGAAUGCCUUCUUGUACUUCUAAGGCCAUAGAGGAGCCAGAAACAAAUUCUGCUUCUACAUCCUCAUUUGAGCCAUGUAAUCAGAGAAGUGGGAAAGCCAAAUUGCUAGUGCAGUCAGAAACAUCCAGUUCACCACCUUUUACUCAGAGCAGUGAAUCCUCUACUGGCUCAGACAACAUCACGUCUCCAGUGCCACUUCUUUCAAAACACAAAAGCAAAAAAUGUUACUCUUCCUCCCCUAGUCAUGUCACCAGGAAUGGUCAGGUUGUGGAGGCCUGGUAUGGCUCUGAUGAAUACCUAGCUCUGCCCUCUCACCUUAAGCAGACAGAAGUAUUAGCAUUGAAGUUAGAAAACCUAACAAAGCUUCUGCCUCAGAAACCCAGAGGAGAAACCAUUCAGAAUAUUGAUGACUGGGAGCUGUCUGAAAUGAAUUCGGAUUCUGAGAUCUAUCCAACAUACCACGUCAAGAAGAAACAUACAAGAUUAGGCAGGGUGUCUCCAAGCUCAUCCAGUGACGUAGCCUCUUCGCUGGGGGAGAGCAUUGAAUCUGGGCCCCUGAGUGACAUUCUUUCUGAUGAGGAAUCAUGUAUACCUCUCUCUGGUAUGAAAAAAUACAUCAAUGAGAAAUCAGAAAGAGCUUCAUCCUCUGAGAAAAAUGAUAGCCAUUCUGCUACUAAAUCAGCUUUAAUUCAGAAAUUGAUGCAAGAUAUUCAGCACCAAGACAACUAUGAAGCCAUAUGGGAAAAAAUAGAGGGAUUUGUAAACAAGCUAGAUGAAUUCAUUCAAUGGUUAAAUGAAGCCAUGGAAACUACUGAGAAUUGGACUCCUCCUAAAGCAGAGAUGGAUGGCCUUAAACUGUACCUGGAGACACACUUGAGUUUUAAGUUGAAUGUAGACAGUCAUUGUGCUCUCAAAGAAGCUGUGGAGGAAGAAGGACACCAACUUCUCGAGCUUAUUGCGUCUCACAAAGCAGAAGGACUGAAGGACAUGCUGCGGAUGAUUGCAAGUCAAUGGAAGGAGCUGCAGAGGCAAAUCAAACGGCAACACAGCUGGAUUCUCAGGGCUCUGGAUACCAUCAAAGCAGAGAUACUGGCUACUGAUGUGUCUGUGGAGGAUGAGGAAGGGACUGCAAGCCCCAAGGCUGAGGUUCAACUAUGCUACCUGGAAGCACAAAGAGAUGCUGUUGAGCAGAUGUCCCUCAAGCUGUACAGCGAGCAGUACACUAGCAGCAGCAAGAGAAAAGAAGAGUUUGCUGAUAUGUCAAAAGUUCAUUCAGUGGGAAGCAAUGGGCUUCUGGACUUUGAUUCAGAAUAUCAGGAACUCUGGGAUUGGCUGAUUGACAUGGAGUCCCUCGUGAUGGACAGCCAUGACCUGAUGAUGUCAGAGGAGCAGCAGCAGCAUCUUUACAAGAGAUACAAUGUGGAAAUGUCCAUCAGGCACCUGAAAAAGACGGAGCUGCUUAGUAAGGUUGAAGCUUUGAAGAAAGGUGGCGUUUUACUACCAAAUGAUCUCCUUGAAAAAGUGGAUUCAAUUAAUGAAAAAUGGGAACUGCUUGGGAAAACCCUUGGAGAGAAGAUCCAGGACACAAUGGCAGGGCACGGUGGGUCAGGUCCACGUGACUUGCUCUCUCCUGAAAGCGGAAGCCUGGUAAGGCAGCUGGAGGUCAGGAUCAAAGAACUGAAAGGGUGGCUAAGAGAUACAGAGCUUUUCAUCUUCAAUUCCUGUCUGAGACAAGAAAAGGAAGGAACAAUGAAUGCUGAGAAACAACUGCAAUACUUUAAGUCCCUCUGUCGUGAAAUCAAGCAGCGACGUCGAGGAGUGGCCUCAAUUCUGCGAUUAUGCCAGCAUCUUCUGGAUGACAGGGACACCUGCAAUCUGAAUGCAGACCACCAGCCCAUGCAGCUGAUCAUUGUAAAUCUUGAAAGAAGGUGGGAAGCUAUUGUCAUGCAAGCUGUCCAGUGGCAAACACGGCUACAAAAGAAGAUGGGAAAGGAAUCUGAGACUUUGAAUGUGAUUGAUCCUGGCUUGAUGGACCUAAAUGGGAUGAGUGAGGAUGCUCUGGAAUGGGAUGAAAUGGAUAUAAGUAACAAGUUAAUUAGUUUGAAUGAAGAAUCAAAUGACCUUGAUCAUGAACCCCAACCUAUUAUGCCUUCCUUGAAACUCGCAGAGACAACUAGUGAGGACCCUGGUUAUGAAGAGGAGGCAGGUGACCAUGGGGGAUCUCAAUAUGCCUCAAAUAUUACUGUCCCCUCCAGUCCACACAUUUACCAAGUAUACAGCCUCCACAAUGUUGAACUCUAUGAGGAAAACCACAUGCCAUUUCUGAAAAACAAUCCAAAGUUCACUGGCAUGACGCAGCCUAAUGUUUUAACUAAGAGUCUCAGUAAAGACUCUUCAUUUUCAUCUACCAAAUCUCUACCAGAUCUUCUAGGGGGGUCCAAUUUGGUGAAGCCCUGCCCAUGCCAUGGAGGAGACAUGAGCCAGAAUUCAGGCAGUGAGAGCGGAAUCGUCAGUGAAGGAGACACAGAAACCACUACCAACUCUGAAAUGUGCUUGCUCAAUGCAGUAGAUAGAUCCCCAAGUAACCUUGAAACUGAACAUCUGGACCCACAAAUGGGAGAUGCAGUUAACAUGUUAAAGCAAAAAUUUAAAGAUGAGGGGGAACACACUAAGCUUCCAAAUAGCUCUCAGUCAUCCAUUUCACCAGUGGGUUCUGUAAAUGGAAAAGUUGGAGAUUUAAACAGUGUUACCAAACAUACCCCUGAUUGUUUGGGAGAAGAAUUACAAGGAAAACAUGAUGUGUUUACAUUUUACGAUUACUCAUACCUCCAAGGCUCAAAACUCAAAUUACCAAUGAUAAUGAAACAGUCACAAAGUGAAAAAGCACAUGUGGAGGAUCCCCUGCUUCAUGGUUUUUAUUUUGAUAAAAAAUCCUACAAAUCUAAACAUCAGGCUACAGAGUUACAGCCAGAUGCACCUCCCCAUGAAAAGAUUUUGGCAAGUGCAUCCCAUGAAAUGGAUCACAUUUCAUAUAAAAGUGGUGAUAUAGAAAAGACAUUAACUGGCAUGCAGAAUGCCAAACAGCUCUCCCUUAUGUCUCAUAGUUCAUCUGUUGAGUCUCUUUCUCCAGGGGGUGAUUUAUUUGGAUUGGGCAUCUUUAAAAAUGGCAGUGAUGGCCUCCAGCGAAGCACUUCUUUAGAAAGUUGGUUGACAUCCUAUAAAAGCAAUGAAGAUCUUUUUAGCUGUCACAGCUCUGGGGAUAUAAGCGUGAGCAGUGGCUCAGUUGGUGAACUGAGUAAAAGAACAUUAGAUCUACUAAAUCGUUUAGAGAAUAUCCAGAGCCCCUCAGAGCAAAAGAUAAAGCGAAGUGUUUCUGAUAUCACUCUCCAAAGUGGUUCCCAAAAGAUGUCCUUUACUGGCCAGAUGUCAUUGGACAUAGCAUCUUCUAUCAACGAAGAUUCAGCAGCAUCUCUCACAGAACUUAGCAGCAGUGAUGAGCUCUCUCUUUGCUCAGAAGAUAUUGUGUUACACAAGAACAAGAUCCCGGAAUCAAAUGCAACCUUCAGGAAGCGCCUGUCUCACUCAGUGGCUGAUGAAAGCGAUGUCAACGUCAGCAUGAUUGUUAAUGUCUCAUGUACCUCUGCUUGCACUGAUGACGAAGAUGACAGCGACCUCCUCUCCAGUUCUACACUCACCUUAACUGAAGAAGAGCUGUGCAUCAAAGAUGAGGAUGAUGACUCCAGUAUUGCAACAGAUGAUGAAAUUUAUGAAGAAUGCAACUUGAUAUCAGGGCUAGACUAUAUAAAGAAUGAAUUGCAGACCUGGAUUAGGCCAAAAUUGUCUUUGACAAGAGAUAAGAAAAGGUGCAAUCUCAGUGAAGAGAUAAAAGGCAGUAAAGAUGUAAGUAGUAGUGAGAUGACCGAUCCCUCUGAUACCCUGAACAUUGAGGCCCUUCUAAAUGGCUCCAUAAAAUGUCAAUCUGAAAAUAAUGGAAAUGGUAAGAUUCCCUCCCAUACCCGUGAGUUAGGGACAAAAGGUGAAAAUAAGAAAAAUAUUUUCAAAGUUAAUAAAGAUCCGUAUGUGGCUGACAUGGAAAAUGGCAAUGUUGAAAGUAUUCCUGAAAGGCAAAGGGACAAAUUGAAUGUCCCAAAUUCUGGUUCAAAUGUGAAAAAGAUUUCAGAGAGUGAGCACUGUAAGUAUAAAGCAUUUAUGGAUAGUUCAGGUGAUUCAAAUACUGCCGAAAAGCAAUUUGUUCCCCAAACUGUUCAAUAUCUUCCAAAGAAAUAUCCAAAUUACCAUCAUUUUGAAAAUCAAAGCACUGCUUCUACUCCCACUGAGAAGUCUUACCCAGAACUGGCUUUAGAAACCAGGGUUAACAACAGACAAGACUCUGAUGUACUGAAAUCUUCAUCCGAUGAUGCACCAAGUAUGACUGGAAAAUCUGCUGGUUGCUGCCUAGCACUUGAGCAAAAUGAAACAGAGGAAAAUGCUUCUAUCAGCGACAACACUUCCUGUUGCAACUGUGAGCCAGAUGUUUUCCAUCAAAAAGAUGCUGAAGAUUGCUCAGUACACAACUUUGUUAAGGAAAUCAUUGACAUGGCUUCAACAGCCCUAAAAAGUAAAUCUCAACCUGAAACUGAGGUGGCUGCUCCUACUUCAUUAACUCAAAUCAAGGAGAAAGUGUUGGAGCAUUCUCACCGGCCUAUCCAGCUGAGAAAAGGGGACUUUUAUUCCUACUUAUCUCUCUCAUCUCAUGACAGUGAUUGUGGCGAGGUCACCAAGUACAUAGAGGAGAAAAGCAACACUCCAUUUCCACUAGACACUACCGACUCUGGCUUAGAUGACAAGGAAGAUAUUGAAUGCUUCUUUGAGGCCUGUGUUGAGGAUGACUCUGAUGGAGAGGAACCUUGUUUCUCUAGCACUGCUCCAAAUGAAUCUGCAGUUACUGAUGAAGCUGCAGUACCACAGCAAGCAGCAGCAAGUUCUUCUGAGUUCAGUGAUACUUCUCUCUUAGCUGAUGAUGCAGACAUAGUGGCUCUUUCAAGUCCUCCCCCUCAGAAAAGAGCUGAUGUUGGAAAGGAAGUGGAUGGUUUACCCCAAGCUUCCAGUGGCUGUGCAGAAAACUCACAGUUUACAAAUCCUUUAAGGCUGGGCAGAGAAAAGGAGAGUCCAGGGAAAACAGGUGAAUUUGGAAUGCCAGAAGAACAUAAUGCUCCUUCAGCCAAAUCUAAAGUUCAAGACCUCUCCUUGAAAUCAAAUCAGCCAAAAGACAAGGCUGCAUUGCAUCCCAGCCCCAAAACUUUAACCUGUGAAGAAAAUCUUCUAAACCUUCAUGAAGAACGACAUAGAAAUAUGCAUAGGUAGAAUGUACCCCCCCCAAGCAUGAAAAUCAUCUCACUGAAAGAUAAGCCUGGCUGCAACUCAGGGGUGGCCUCAUCUUCCCACCCUGAGCUGGUCUCUGAUUCUAUCAUGUUGUCACUGCCGGUUGUUACAUUGACUUCUCCCAAGAUGAAUCUUCCUUCCAAAUGCCAUUUCUCCACAUGAACCUUGUGAUCUGGAUGUGUACACUGGUUCUCUUUAGGUGAUUGUAUUUGAAGUUCAGCAAAGCUGCUUGUUCUCCCAUGGAUUCCUGUCCCAAGCUACCUCUGCCAACCCUCCCUCUCCAGCCAGACUUUUCUGUUUGUCUUCUCCCCUCCUUGUCUGCUCUUUAAAGUUCUGCAGUUUACCAAUUGAUGGUCCAUUAAAUUUGCCUGUCUGGAAUGACCCCCUUCCAGUACUUGACCAAUUUCAUGUUUCAAUCUGGAUUUUUUUAUGGUAUAAUGCCUAUGUUUAUUGAAAGAGUUUUACCUAAAAAGCCAAUAUUUGAUUUGAUUACAGCAUAGUGAAGAAACACUGGUCUUUCUUUCAAAAUUAAGCAACUUUUAGAAGCGCCAUUUUAUUUAUUUCAUUUAAAAAAUAAUAAUCUAUGCAGCACUUCAAGAAACAGCUAUAUGGUGUUGUAUAUUAUAAACUGGUGACAUUCUACUAUUAAAUUAUGUACAACAUUUUCAUUUUUUAUGCUUCUUGAGGUGGUAAUGAGAAAAAAGUUUUUUAAAAAAGUGUGCCUUGCUGUAUUUCUUAUACCAUUUAUUAAAAAGCUGCUUUCACGGUAAAAUUAUGUUGGUUUGAAAGGAGGAAAUAGCAAGGUUAAGAUGUGUGAAUAAUUUCUGUAUAUAUGUAUAACCAAGUACAAACAUUGAUGUAUAAUGACAGUAUAAAAUGCUUUCAUGUUUGUGAUGUCUAGUGAUGUGGAAAAUAUAAGCCUUAAAUCCAUUAGAUUGCAUGGUAAUUAAAAUUGGCAUAAUAAACACAGAUUGUUGGGGGAAAAGGAAAAUUAGUGAUCUCUUCUACCUGUGUUCCUUACCACAUUGUUGCAUCUGGUUCUGAUAAAAAUAUAGCAUGUUGCAGCUUCCCAAAUAUCUAUAUUGCUUAGGAGGCUUAAAUUUACUAAAACUAGAGAUUAGACAUGAAGACUUUACAGUUUUCAAAAUCUUUCUGGUCACCAUAAAGAUCUUGGAACAGUAAAUGAUUCCACACUAGUUCCCCUAAACCAAUAAAGAUUUAUAUUAGAUUUUUUUAUUUCUGCUUAUUAAUGGUUUGAUGUUGGAUUUCAGGAUACCUUGUAUGUCUUAACUUAUUUUAGAUAAUUUUUUUGGAUGGGUUUGAUAGAAAGAUGGUAGAAAAGUUUAGAAAAUUUGACUAUUAUUUAUAGAUUUCAGGUAUAUUUAUUUUGUGUAAAAGAAAUUAGCGAAGAAAUAUUCCAUUUAGUUUUUACUGACUCUUGUUAAAUACCUUUUUUAAUUUAUAUCGUUAACACCUACUCAAGUGCCUGACACAUAGUAGGUAUCCAAUAUAAAUUUGCUGAAUUGAAGUAUUGAAUUAGGUAAUAUGGAUGACAUCUAUCCCUUCAUUUUGAGAACGCUACACUAAAACAUGCACACAACUAGAAAAAGGUAUAAUGUAGUACACAAUCACACACAAUAUAUGAUCAAUUUGUAUCAGAUUUCAAAAAGGGAAAGAAUAUUGUGGGUUCGUGUAGUCACAGGAAUGACAAUCAUUCAUUGAACAGAUAGUACAGAAACACUUUUUAUCUGCAAGCCACUAUUCCAGAUUCAGAGGAUACAAUAAUUAGCAAACAGACAAAGGCCCUCUGCUCAGCAGGCUUACCUACAUUAAGGACAAAGUGAACACACAAA
Messenger RNA from Microcebus murinus (gray mouse lemur), 11124 nucleotides. Lineage: Eukaryota; Metazoa; Chordata; Mammalia; Primates; Cheirogaleidae. The record is from RefSeq and is a predicted model, not a curated record.